UCUUCCUGGUGUGAUGGAUGUGGGACUGAAUGACUGCACACUUCAAGACAACAGUCUGUUGUUUGGCUAGUUGGAAGGAGCGUACUUACGCGUGUGCACUCACCAGCUAGAGUGGUUUGUGAUGCUAACGGGCUAAUGUUAUCGUGAGGCGGUGCUGCUGUCAUGUCUUCCCACACCAGCGCUGCUGGAGGCAUUCAGGGUCUUCUUCUGAAACUUCACGAAUCACUCGCGGACGAAGACAGCCGAGCUGCAGCCUUGAAAUGUCACGAUAUCAUCGAUAAUUUGGGACAUGAGUGCAUGCUUACGUCCACCGAGAAUGAACUUGCUUUACAGACUUCCCUGCUGUUCUCCAAAGACAGUGGGCUGCUCAUCUUCCUCAGGAAGUCUCUGGGAAUGGAUGAACUGCGUGAUACGCGGGUUGAGAUCAUAUGUUUCCUGGAGAAGUUUCUGGAGAAAGUCUCACCACGAGUCAAAGGUUGGGAAAAGACCUACGCCACAGACAUAAGAGACUUGUGCAUGACUGUGUACACAAAGGACAAACUAGCCAAAAGUAGGACUUCAGUGUUGGAGCUCCUGAUUAAGGUCCUUCAGACAACGAAGGCUUCCAGUGUCGCUGCUGACUUCAGAAUCGGUGAAAUAUUCAACAGAUAUUACAGCGAGCUGUGUCACAAGAGCAAAUUACCAGAUUCAGUUCUUGGUAAAAUCUACGAGUUGCUGGGAGUUCUCGCCGAGGUUCAUCCCAGUGAGAUGGUCAACAACUCAGACAAACUCUACAAGGCCUACCUGGGAGAGCUGAAAGAGCAGAUGACCUCUUCCACAAAGGAACCCAAGCUUUUUGUAGUUGCUGGAUGUCUGAGAGGAGUCACUGCCCUCAUGGUGAACUUCACUAAAACCAUGGACGAAGACCCAGCGACGUCUAGGGAUAUUUUCCAAUACGCCUUGAAGGCAAUCACUCCCCAGAUGGAAAUGAGUCGCUAUGCUGUCACUUUCGCUGGCCUCAGGUUAAUCGCCAAACAUGCGUCCCAGUUCAGCAGCUGCCUCAUGGACCACUACAGAGCUCUGUUUGAGACCAUGUGUAAGCUCUGCGGGCACAUCAACGGUGAGAUGAAGAAGACGAGUUACUAUGCGCUUGAGGCCUUCCUCAAACAGAUCGCUAUGCUGGUGGCGGAGAACAUCGAGGAGCACAAAAGCAAACUGAAGUUCUUCAUGCACAAGUUCUGCGGCAUCAUUAAAACCAUGGACUCCACAUACAAAGAGCUGUCUAUCGCCAUACGAGGAUACGGAUUCUUUGCGGCACCUUGCAAGAAAGUUUGCCCACAAGAUGUGGACUUGAUGUACACAGAACUGAUUCAGCGCUGUAAGCAGAUGUACCUGACGGAAUCUGACGGGGAGGACGACAGCUUCUACCAGCUGCCCAGCUUCCUGGACUCUAUAGCCAACGUCCUGAUUCACCUGGAUAAGAUCCCAGAGGUGUAUACGCCGCUACUGGAGCGCCUCCUGGUGGUGCAGAUCGACACCUUCCCUCAGUACAGCGAGAGGAUGCAGACCGCCUGCUGCAGGUCCAUCCUCAAGGUGCUGGUGGCCAUGGCCUCCAAAGGACCUGUUCUGUGGAGUUUUAUCAGCUCCGUGGUGCACCAGGGCUUGAUUCGUGUCUGUUCAAAACCCAUCGUGCUCUCUGAGGACACUGGAGCCUCUGACUCUCCCCAAGUUCGUACUGGAAAGUGGAAGGUUCCUUCUAGUCAGGACUACCUCAUCCUGUAUAAGGAGCUUUUAGACUGUGAUCGGUUGAAGGAUUCAGGAUUUUUAGAUGGCGCUUUUGAAAGUCAGAAUGCUGCUCUUGGGUCUUUGAGCCGCCUUCUGUAUGAUGAGUUGGUGAAAUCAAUUCUUCGCAUCGUGGAAAAGCUGGACUUGUCCGUCCAGAAAGUGUCAACAGGAGAGGAGGCUCCUGAUGAUGCUUCCCACGUCCUGCCCUCCUCCGACCCCACGGCUCAUCUGCUGCCCAAUAAAAUCAAAGACUUUACAGCCUUUAUCAACCUGGUGGACUUCUCCAGUGAGCUGCUGCUGAAUAAACACGUUGAGCAUUUCCAGCCAUGGAUGUAUCCCCUAAGCCACGAGCUCAUCCUCCACUCCAUACGAAAUCCACUCGUCAGUGGCUUUUACAAAUUGCUCUCUGUCACCAUGAGGAUUGCAAAGAGAAUCAAGUACUAUCAGGGAGUUGGUGUCAGGAGCUCUUCAUCCCCUCAGAGCGACACGGUGAAAACUGCUUGUUUUGCACUUUUCUCCAAGUUUGGAAAAGAGGUGUGUGUCAGGAUGAAGCAGUACAAAGAUGAGCUGCUGGCGUCCUGCUUGACGUUCGUCCUCUCGCUGCACCACAACAUUGUAGCUCUGGACGUCAAGGCCUACUGUCCUGCUCUGGAGACGGCUCUGAAGUUAGGUCUUAGCCAUGUUCCUUUGGCCAACACCGCCCUGGAUGCUCUUGAGGACUGGUCCUCCCACCUUUCCUUGGAGACGAUGCAGCCCUGCUACAUGAGCGUCCUUCCUCUCCUGGAUGGAUACCUGAAAACCACCUCCACCGACAACAAAGAUGAGAGCAGCUGGGAGGUGAUGUCGUCUUUGUCUUUAAAAAGUGACAGAGGAUACAGCAGAGUGAUGACGAGGCUCCUGAAGAAAUCCAAACAGCUUGCUAUGGAAGACGCUCCUCUAGUCACGGUUAGGCUCAGGGUGGUGAAGCUGCUCGGCCACCUGGGAGGAAAGCUCAACAGAAACCUUGUCACUGUGGUUUCAUCGGAGGAAAUGAUGAAGAAAUUUGUCGCCUGGGACACUGAGAAGAGGCUGAGCUUUGCCGUGCCGUUCCAAGACAUGAAGCCGCUCAUCUACCUCGACCAGUUUCUGCCUCGCAUCAGUGAGCUGGCUCUGUCCACGAGUAACAGACAGACCAAAGUGGCAGCUUGUGAGCUGCUCCACUGCUUGGUGGUCUACAUGGUUGGGAAGAGCGCUCAGAUGGUUGAAGGGGAGAACAGUUUGCCUCCUAUGUACAAGCUGCACAAAAGACUGUUUCCUGUGCUGCUGCGUCUGGCCUGUGAUGUCGAUCAGGUCACCAGACAGCUGUUUGAACCUCUGGUUAUGCAGCUGAUCCACUGGUUCACAAACAACAAGAAGUUUGAGAGCCAGGAUACGGUAGCUGUUCUAGAGGCCAUUCUGGAUGGUGUGGUUGACCCCAUGGACAGCACUCUCAGAGACUUCUGUGGCCGCUGCAUUGAGGAGUUUGUCAAAUGGUCAAUUAAGCAAACGACCCCCAAACAGCAAGAGAAAAGCCCAACUAACAUGAAGUCCUUGUUUAAGCGUAUCUACAGCUUGGCGCUCCACCCCAACGGCUUCAAGCGGCUUGGUGCUGCCUUGGCUUUCAAUAGUAUCUACAGGCAGUUCAGGGAAGAAAACUCAUUGGUGGAGCAGUUUGUCUUUGAAAUUCUCGUCAUAUUCGUUGAAAGUCUGGCUCUUGCACACGCCGACGAGCGAUCUAUGGGUACAGUGCAGCAGUGUUGCAGUGCCAUUGACCAUCUGAAAAGGAUAAUCACACACAAGGCCCCCAGUCUCAAUGAGCACAAUGCUAAGAGACGCAUCCCGAGAGGCUUUCCACCUGAUGAAAAGCUGUGCCUGUCACAUAUGGUUUCAUGGCUUUUGAAACAGUGUGGCCGGCCGCAGACUGAGUGCCGCCACAAAUGCAUGGAGCUCCUCUAUGAAUUUAUUCCCCUCCUCCCAGGAAAGAAAUCUCCGCCUCAAUGGCUGGAUGGCAUGCUGAAGGAUCAUGGCACAGACUUCCUGAUCUCACGGUUCGAGGGUGGAGGUCUCCACUCCCAGCCCACUCUGAGGCACCUAACGAGCCCUUUCAGUGUCAGAGCCACCCUCCAGUGGAUGGACCUCUUGCUGGCUGUUCUGGACUGCUACAACACCUUCAUCGAGUUACGCAUAAUCAAGCCUCAGUACAUUCUCAGUUCAAAAGACGAAUCCUGCUUUCUAGAAGCUGUGCAUUUCUUUCUGACUGAGCUGGCAACUCAUGAACUGGCAGCAGCAGAAAGCUGCUUCCCUCUUGGUGAGAAGUCUUCUCACUUCAGCCCGGGAGAGGUUGACCAGUACAACUACAGCAAGUGCACCAUCAUUGUUCGCCUGCUAGAGUUUGCCUCAAUGAUUCUCGACAGAGGAGACAAGGAAUUUUGGAAGCUCUUGGAACCGGAAAUUUUCUCUCCAGUCUUUUUCGAAUUGACCGCAACGGUGGUGUGCGAGCCGUCCGCUGUAGGUUUCAACAUGGCAGAUGUGGAGGUAAUGAAGAACCUGCCAAAUGUGUGUGUUCCUCUGCUGAAGGCACUGCUGGCCUCAGUCUACAGCAGCUCUCUGGAAAGCAGCUUGCGGACAAAAAUCUCACGUAGAAGUGUGGAGGAGUUGUGCGCUGUAGACCUCUACCAUUCUAGCAUUCUCGACCGCCACGACCAGAUGGAAAUGGUUCUUUCUUCCUGCAAGCAGAUCCACAAAGCUGGCUUCCUCAGCUCCAUUCUGCACAGCCAGGAUUCAGCCUAUUCCAAAUCCCUGGGUUCCCAGCUUUUGAUGACGGUGUAUAAAGGCAUAGCACCAGGAGAAGAGAGGAAAGCUCUUCCGUCCUUGGACGUAAACACCAGGAGGGUAGCAGACAGUCUUCUUCAGCUUGGCUUUUCUCUCAGUCAGCAGAAUGAACAGCUGGUGGAUUUGCUGUUGAACACCAUCAUGCUGUCUGUGCCCAUAUCUGGAAGUCAUAGCCACAACUUCCUGAGCUUCUCGCAUGGCGAGUACUUCUACAGCCUCUUCCAGACGACCAUCAACACAGAGCUGCUGAGAAGUCUGGACGCCACAGUGCCACGCCUCAUGAAAGCCUCCUCUCAAAAUCCCAGCAUGGUGAGCGUGUUGCUGAACGGCAUGCUGGACCACAGCUUCGGAGAGCGCUCUGUGAGGAAGACUCAGGGGAAACAGCUGGUUGAAGAGGUGCUUAGAAGAUGGACCAGUCUGCGGUCGUGGUGGGAUGAAGAUUCUUCCACUCCAGAGAGUAAAACUGCCACACUCCUGCUGCUCUCCAAGCUCCUACAGAUUGACUCCUCCGUCUGCUCUGACAUCAACCAUGAAGCAUUCAGGCCGGUGUUUUCCACUUUCACUGCGCUGCUGGUUGACAUGAAUCUGCCCCUGAAUCUCAAAAGUCAGGCGUUGUUGGUGUUGCCCUUCUUCACAACCCUCCCAGAGGAGCCGCUGGCUGAGCUGCAGAAAGCCCUCGACGCCCUGGUAGCUUCCCACUUCCCCAUGCAGUCUGAUGAGUUCGCUAAGGGCUCCCUCCACCGCAACAACUACAUGGACUGUGUCCGGAAGUUGCUGGACGCCCUGGAGCUUUCUCAGAGUCCGCUCCUGCUCAAACUGCUGGCGAGGAUCCUGUGUCGAGACAAAAAGCACAUAAUGGAGGAGCAGUUCCAAACCUGUUUCCAAAAGAUUGCCAGGCGGGCAAACUGUGAGCGGCAGCUGCAGCUACUGUGUGCGGUAUACGGGGUGAUACAGCAAGGCGACGUACCGGCGAGCUUCAUGCUUCAGGCCAUGAUGGAGAGGGUCCUGCUGCCUUUGGCCACACACUGCAGCCCCAAAGCCCUGAGCAACUUCUUCGUGUCAAACGUGUUUGACAUCAUUUCCCUCCUGCUCGGUCGCUUCACCAAGUCAAGUGAAACGACAUUUGAGGUCCAGUUGCUGAAGAAGAGCGGCUGCUACAAGCUAAUGGAGCUCCUGUAUUCACGGCUUCCCAAAGAAGAGGUUUACUCCAAGGAGUCCCGCAUUAACCAAGCCUACUGUCGAUCCGACAGAACGGAGGGAAACGAGUUGUCCAAGACCUUGAUCAAAUCCUGUUUCGAGGCCUUCACUGAGAACAUGGCCGGUGAGACUCAGCUCCUUGAACUCAGGAGACAGUAUCACUGUGCCGCUUACAACUGUGCCAUCGCCGUCAUCGGCCGCAGCUUCAAUGAGCCCAAAUUCUACAACGGCUUCCUCUUCAGUGAGAAACCAGAGAAGAAUCAGGUCAUUCUUGAAAACAUCAUCAACGUCGAAAGGAAAUACAACUUUCCGAUUGAAGUUGAGGUCCCGCUUGAGAGAAAGAAGAAAUACAUCAUGAUCCGAAAAGAAGUGAGCGAGGAGAAUGGAGUUUCCACAGAAGCGCCGGUGUAUCUCUCCUCCCAGUCUUACAUGGCCGACAGCAGCCUGAGUGAGGAGAUGAGCCAGUUUGACUUCUCAACAGGAGUACAAAGCUUUUCCUUCGGCUCCCAGAACCCAGAAGGAAAAAAACGCUCUGUUGCAAAAAAGGAGUCCGAGGACACUGCUCCCUCCCAGGAUGCAAUGUUUGAUCUGGAAAUGGACGAGCUCAACCAACACGAAUGCAUGGCAACGAUGACCGCUCUGAUUGGACACAUGCAGAGGAACAACAUAACACCCAGAGUUGAACAGGGAAAUGUUCCUAGUGAUCUCCCUCCGUGGAUGAAAUUUCUACACGGAAAACUGGCGAAUCCAGCGACUCCUCUGAACAUCAGACUCUUCAUCUCGAAGCUGAUCAUCAACACAGAGGAGGUUUUUCGGCCGUACGCCAAACACUGGCUUGGGCCGCUCCUGCAGCUCGUUGUCUCUGGAAACAAUGGAGGAGACGGGAUCCAUUUUAUGGUGGUGGACGUUGUGGUCACGGUGCUUUCUUGGACAAGCCUGGCCAGUCCCAAAGGGAAUCCCAGAGAUGAAGUCCUUGCCAACCGGCUGUUGGAGUUUCUGAUGAAGCACAGCUUUCACUCCAAAAAACCUGUAUUUCGUCACAACCUGGAGAUCAUUCGCACUCUGGUUGAGUGCUGGAAAGACUGUCUGCACGUUCCUUACAGUGUGAUAUACGAUCAGUUUCGUGGCACCGACCCGAACAGCAAAGACAACUCUGUUGGACUUCAGCUGCUGGGAAUCAUCCUCGCCAACAACCUCCCUGCUUACGAUGCCUCAUGUGGAAUUGAAUACGACAGAUACAUCCAGUCUCUCACCAACAACCUGUCCUUCGUAAGGUAUAAAGAAGUCUACUCAGCCGCUGCUGAGAUUGUCGGCCUCGUCCUGAAGAGUAUGACUGAAGUGGACAAUCAACACCAGGAACUUCUCAGUCUUGCUGCAACUAAGAUAACAAAUCUGAAGAAAAAAGAAAUGGAUGACAAAUUCAUAAUUUGCUUGAACAAAGUAUCAAAACACUUCCCUCCAUUCAUGGAUCGGUUCGUCAAUUACGUGUUCUUCCUCCUGCCGAAGCUGCACGGCGUCCUGAAGACUCACUGCUUGGAGUGUGUGCUGAGUCGAGCUGAUGUCAUUCCAGACGUCUUUCUGCAGCUGAAGGUCGCAGGAUUCAUUCAGAUGGUUGGUCACAGGGAUGAAGCGAGGCAGCGAGUGUGUCUGGACAUCAUCCACAAGGUUAUUGCCCGUCUGUCUCCUACCGAGCUUCAGGAGCUCCUGGGAACUGUGACAGCUUUUGUCUCACACCCUUCACCAGUUUGCAGAGAGAGGAUGUACGACAUCCUCAUGUGGAUCCAGGACAACUAUAGUGAUGAGGAGAGCAUGAAAGACAACACUUCACUAGAGAUUUUCAAUGCUGCCAAAGAAACUCUGCUUCAGGGAUUGUCAGAAGAAAACCAAGGACUUCAGCUUUACGUUCGGAACUUCUGGAGUCAGGAGAAGCGCCUUCCCGCUGCCACACUUCAGCGAAUGUUGAUGGUGCUUCGCUCCCUGUACUCUUGUAAAAUAGAAAGGUGCUUUUUGAGCCUGGCUACAAAUCUGCUGCUUGAAAUGACCAGCCAGAGUCCUGACUUCACUCGAAACAUGUUUGAGUAUCCUCUGUCAGAGUGCACCUUCCAGGACUACGUGAUCGACUCCAACUGGCGCUUCAGGAACACAGUAAUGACGCCCAUGUUUGUUGAAACCCAAAGCUCCCAAGUAGCAGAGAGUGUGGCGGCAUCCCAGUCCGGAGCCAUGAAGGGGAAGCUCAGAGCCACUCAGACUUCAUUAGAGUUCAGCCAAACCCAAGCAGCAGGUCGACGUACGGCAUAUAACUGGCUGACGGGCAGCAGCGUGGAUACACUAGCAGAGUACACGCUUGGGUCGGAGUCUCUGUCUUCACUGAUGGUGUUUGAUAAGAAAGCAGAGAGGCAAACUGCAAGGAGGCCGGUAGGAGAAGGGUUCGGACUGAGGCGUCUGACUGCGUCAUCGGACGAGGUGGACAGUCGCACUAGAGCAGAAAAUGAGCGACGUAACAGCAUCCUAAGAUUGAGACGCAGGUUUCUCAAGGAUCAGGAGAAAGUCAGCUUGGGUUACGCACAAAAGGAGAUCCAACAUCAAAGGCAGAGAAAGGAAGAAAAAGCGGAUCAGAGGUUGCGUAAAGAAGCCCAGGUGACUCUGUAUCGUAACUACAGAGUGGGAGACUUUCCAGACAUCCAGAUCCCGUACAGUAGCCUCAUCGCCCCCCUCCAAGCCCUGGCUCAGAGCGACCCCAUUUUAGCCAAACAGCUGUUCAGCUCCCUCUUUUCUGGAAUCCUCCAAGAAAUGGAAAAACAACACAGACCAGAUGAGAGUGCGAGUAUCAAGGAGGAGCUAAGGUGCAACCUGAACAGAUUCCUGAGCCAGAGUACACUCUGCUUCCCUCCGUUUAUAGCAUGUGUGCAGGACAUGUGCUACCAGCAUAAGGACCUACAGCAGAUCAAUCCAGCGGACAUCAGCUCCACUUGCCUUAUGAGUCUCCAGCAGCCGUCUGGAAUCCUGUUGCUGGAAGAGGGCUUGCUGCAUGGUAGUGUCCCGAGUGAACGUCCGGCUAAAAGGUCACGAGGACGCAAAGAAAUCCCCCCAGACACAAACAAAUGGAUCCACCUUGCAAGACUGUACAGGUCACUGGAGGAUUACGAUGUUGUGCGUGGCAUCUUUGGUGGUAAAGUUGGCACCAAGUCAAUCACCUGUGCUGCCCUUCAAGCUGAAGCCAACACUGAUUUUGCUGAAGCUGUGAAGCUUUACAACGAGGCUCUAAACACAGAGGACUGGCCUGACGGGGAACCUACCGACUCUGAGAAAGACUUCUGGGAAAUAGCUGCUAUGGAGGCCUACAGUCAUCUGACCGAAUGGAAGUCUCUUCUGUACUGUUCCACUGUGAACAUAGAUGAAAACUCACCACCCAACCUGGACAACAUGUGGUCCGACCCUGUCUACCAGGACAUGUACCUGCAGCACAUGAUCCGUAGCAUGCUGAAGCAGCUGCAGCUGGGCGAGCGCGACCAAACUCUCCUCAGCUUCAUCGACAAAGCCAUGAAGGUGGAGGAGCGCAAAAAACUGCUGGAAAGUCAUUACAGCCAGGAACUCAGCUUGCUCUACAUCCUGCAGGAAGACUACGACCGCGCCAAAUACUACACCAGCCACGCCAUGCAGCUCUUUAUGGAGAGUUACUCCAGUGUGGACACACUGCUGACUCAAAGUCGACUGACCAUUCUGCAGUCAGUUCAGUCCUUGACGGAGAUCCAGGACUUCUUGACGUUCAUUAAAGGAGAAGUGUCUGUGAGCUCUCUUAAGCGCCUCAUCAGAUUAUGGACUGAACGGUAUCCCGAUGCCAAAGUGGAUCCAGUGAACGUAUGGGACGACAUUGUUACGUCCCGGUGUUUCUUUUUGGACAAGAUCGUGGAGAAGCUGAGAGGUCACGCUCCCAGUGACAGCAUGGAAGUGGAUGGUUCAGAAGACCCAGCCGGGGGCAUUGAGACAUUAGUGAACACCUGCAAGUUCGACAUGAAGCUACACAUGGCCGAUAGCGCAAGGGAGCAGAAUAACUUCCCGGUCGCCACCAAGCUGCUGAAGGAGCUUCACAAAGAGGCCAAAACCAACAGAGGCCGGUUGCUGCGAUGGGUCCACAGUUUUAGCCGCUACAACCAUAAACGCAGCCAGACUCAGGGUCCUGUGGAGCAGAUCACUGUCAUCCUGAAGACUGUCCCACUCCUGGAGGACCUUCAGGAUGACUGUCAGAGUGCGCCGGCCAAGGUUUUCAGAUGCCAGAAGAUACUCCAGGGUACGUCUUUCCACAUGUUGGCCACAGCCGUAAGCAAGAGCCCCUCAGUCCUGGGAACAAUUGAUGUUGAUAAAGCAAAGAGAGUUGUUGAGCUUUCUGGAGUUCCCUGGCCCUGCAGCAAUCCAAAGAAAGCGGAAGAAGGGCUGCAGUUGCAAGCGCUGAAGUUGUUGUGUGAAGCAACCAGAAAGGCCGAUGAGGAGCUUCAGUCUUAUUCUCAGGACUAUGUGGAGACAGACAGCAUUGUAGAGACGUACAUGGCUUUGGCUAACUUCUGUGACAAACUGCUAAGACAGGAGGAGCAGAGUGAUACAGAAAGCCAGUUUCCAGACCUUCUGGCUCUGCCUGUUCAUGUCGUGGAGAGCAUGCUAAAAGCGCUGAAGAUAAACUCGGAGGAGGCUCGUCUCAAGUUCCCACGUCUGCUACAGAUCAUUGAGUUGUACCCGUCUGAGACACUAGACCUCAUGACGAAGGAGAUGAUGUCAGUUCCCUGCUGGAUGCUGAUUAGCUGGAUGAGUCAAAUGGUUGCUCUGUUGGAUAAGCCGGAAGCAGUGGCAGUGCAGCACUGCGUUGAGCAGAUAGCACAGUGCUAUCCCCAGGCUCUGGUUUACGCUCUCAUGAUCAGCAGCGAGAGUUACCAGUUUGAGGACUCGGCUACGGGAUAUCAGCAGCGGGAAUUUGUCAACAGGCUGAGGGGCAUGCUGGAUAAGGGAGGAGCUGUGAAGAACUUUGUGAAUGCACUGCAGCAACUUACAAAUCCUGAGAUGCUUUUUAGGGACUGGUGGGAUGGUGUGAAAAACGAAUUAGGCAAACCAAGCUUUACCAAGAAGCAGAUGAGCAGCAUGUACGAGGAGAUGCGCUCUUUUCUCGGAGAUCGUAACAUAGCUGGUCACGGAACGUUUCGCAAGAAGUUUAUCCAGAAAUUUUCAAAAGAUGUGGAGAAACUGCUGGGACCUAAUGGUAGCAAGCUGUUCGAGAAGAGGAAUGACAGAAAGUUUGUAGGGCAGGUGGAUGAGCUGGCAGGAUCCAUGCGGGGAUUCCAGAAGGAACCAGGGAAUCUGAAGGAAUACUCCCCCUGGCUGAGUGGAUUUAAAGCUGAUCCAUUCAGCAAUGAGCUCGAGAUCCCAGGACAGUACGAUGGCAGAUCUAAGCCUUUGCCAGAGUAUCAUGCCAAGAUUACUGGCUUUGAUGAGAGGGUAAAGGUGAUGACUUCUAUUCGCCGUCCCAAACGUCUGAUCAUUCGUGGGGAUGAUGAGCGGGACCACCCCUUUCUGGUAAAGGGUGGGGAGGACCUUCGCCAGGACCAGCGCAUCGAGCAGCUUUUUGCCGUCAUGAACAUUCUGCUGAGCCACGACACGUCCUGCACACAGCGAGGCUUGCAGCUGCGCACAUAUCAAGUCAUUCCCAUAAACACGAGAAUUGGUCUAAUUGAAUGGAUGGAAAACACCAGCACUCUGAAAGACUUCCUCUACAACUCAGUGACUAAGGAUGAGAAGGAAAGGAUUGUGAGGGGCACAGACCUCUACAACACAUGGCUCUCAACCUUUGGUGAAAAAUCGGAAGGUGGUAUUGUGCUAUAUAGCCGGGCAUACAAGAAAGCAAAGCGUGCUGAUACAAUCAACAGCUUCACGAAAGUCUUACAUCACGUGCCCAGUGAUCUGCUGAAGAGAGCUUUUCUAAAGCUGUGCAACAGUCCCGAUGCCUUUCUGUCCCUGCGCUCCCACUUCAUCAGCUCUCACGCUCUGCUGUGUGUCAGCCACUGGAUUCUGGGUAUUGGAGAUCGCCAUCUCUCCAACUUCAUGAUCAAUAUGGAAACGGGAGGCAUGAUUGGCAUUGACUUUGGUCAUGCAUUUGGCUCGGCCACACAGUUCCUCCCUGUGCCUGAGCUCAUGCCUUUCCGGCUGACCCAGCAGUUUGUGAAUCUAAUGCAACCCUUGAAGGAUUCUGGUUUGAUCCAGAGCAUCAUGGUUCACUCCCUGCGAGCCUACAGGGCCGAGCCAGACCUUCUGCUUAACACCAUGGAUGUGUUUGUCAAGGAACCCUCACUCGACUGGAAGAACUUUGAAUUGAAGCAACUGAAGAAAGGAGGCACAUGGACUGAGAGCGUAAACACCAAAGAAAUCAACUGGUAUCCCUUACAGAAGGUGAACUUUGCCAGACGAAAACUAGAAGGAGCAAAUCCAGCUGCUAUAACCAGUGAGGAGCUGAAGCUGGGCUUUGAGAAGGACUUUGCCUUCCCGGGGAUGCAGUCCGUGGCUUUGGGAACUGAGGAGCACAACGUUCGUGCUCAGCUUCCAGCUGCAGGCUUGUCAGUGGAGAAGCAGGUGGACUGCUUGCUUGAUCAAGCCAUGGACCCAAAUAUUCUUGGCAGAGUUUGGGCAGGCUGGGAACCAUGGAUCUGAUUCUCUUCCUCUGCGCAGUCAUUCUCAGUAGUUAGAAAGCAAGUGCCAUGUUCAGAAAGGGUUUUGGGAAAGGAUAUUUGAUAUAAUUGUGUGAUAAAUAUGUAAUGUGAUGUCAAAUAUCAUCUCUUUUGUAGUUGUACAGAAUCAUUUUAAUGAGCUGUGACGGUUUUUGCAUGACAGGAUCACAGCUUCAAGUAGAAUGAGUAAGUAAAAUCUAACAAAAGGAUGAAAUUUGGGAGUGAAAAUGCUGCAUGAUUACUGUUUGGUUUUGAAUUCGAAAUGAUUACAAACCCCGCAACUGUGCAGAGUUUAGAUACUCAAUUAUCAUACUCACAUUCUUUCUACUGACUUUUAGAAAUUAAAAUGUAUUAAAGAAAUGAAAAAUA
This is a messenger RNA of Mugil cephalus (flathead mullet), 12884 nucleotides long. RefSeq names its product protein kinase, DNA-activated, catalytic subunit (gene prkdc). The transcript is spliced from 86 exons. Gene Ontology annotation, cellular component: nucleus. Gene Ontology annotation, molecular function: protein binding; DNA-dependent protein kinase activity. Gene Ontology annotation, biological process: telomere maintenance; immunoglobulin V(D)J recombination; intrinsic apoptotic signaling pathway in response to DNA damage. The coding region runs from base 163 to 12498 and encodes 4111 amino acids. The record is from RefSeq and is a predicted model, not a curated record. Lineage: Eukaryota; Metazoa; Chordata; Actinopteri; Mugiliformes; Mugilidae.